AUGAAGAGACUGAUAUUGGCGAUUUCCUCAUGCCUUGUGAGCUACGUUCAAUGCGUGUUGCCUUCGAAUGAUGGCUACGUCAUGCCACCACCCAUGGACGAACCUUAUCCUUCUCCGAAAGGCGGCUCAUUUCAACCACCCAUGGGCACCUUCCCCAAAAAUCCUUCAAGUGACUCAACGUUUCCGUUGAGUGACAGCUCUAGACGGAACCAAAUCCCUAGACCGACACCUCGUACUAAUGUCGUAGGACCACCAUCUAUACGUCCACCUGUGCGUCCGCCAAUUCGUCAAGGAACACAGACUGCUCGUGUUCGCCCUGCACCUCUUCCGGCACCUCGUCCACCACCUCGUCCAGCACCUCUUCCAGCACCUCGUCCAGCACCUCGUCCAGCACCUCUUCCAGCACCUCGUCCAGCACCUCGCCCAUCGCCUCAACCUCAACAAACGGGUUUACGGGUCUCCAUUUCGAAUUCCAUUUUGAGUUCGCAGAGCGUACGGUUAGGUGGACCAUCAUCGAUAUCAGCAUCAGUAAAUCCUUCUUCAGUUUCACGUGUUGCGCCACCACGUAUUCAACUCCCCAUUGUUGUCCCUACCGUAAGACCACAACAACCUCGACCUACGGGAGGAUCACAAUCAUCGGGUUUGCGUGUCUCCAUUUCAAGCCCGCAGAACGUACGGUCAGGUGGACCAUCAUCGGUGAGUCUGCCCUCAGUUCCACGUACGCCACCACGUGUUCAACCUCCUAUUGUUGUUCCCACCGUAAGACCACAACAACCUCGACCAACCGGAGGAGCACAAACGUCGGGCUCACGAAUCUCAAUCUCGAGCUCACAAAAGCUCGUGUCGACCGGGUCCUCAUCAGUGAAUCUUCCCACGGUUCCACGCGUUGCACCGCCGAGUGUUCAACUUCCCAUUGUGGUCCCUCCACAACCGCUACCCAUCGGAGGACCACGACCAAUUCCAACGCCAAUCGCAGCCACGCCGCCGCCUUGUACUUACAGUAAUGACGGUCGUGGGAACUUCAUUUACCGUUGUUCGACCUCUGCACUAAGUCCUGCGAACCCGGUGAGCUCAACGAACGUGGCGAACAACUUCAAUGCGGGAAAUUUUAAUUCGAUAGCAAGUUCUUUACAAGAUGUGCUACAGGUUGAUGAUCCCACUACUCGAUUUCAAGGUUUAACCAGCGGACGAUCGAAUCCCACACCAGUGGUUUGUCUUCCACAAGGUCCAGGUGUUCCUCCACCUUUGAAUGAUUCCCCUCCCCCUGCUCCAGCGACACUACCAGUAGCACCGCCGGCUCCUCCGUUUCAAACUCCAUCAAACACCUACGCAGUGAAUCCACCUGCCAAACCAUCUUCAGGAUUUGUUUCAGGGAACGAUGCAUCAUCUCCGUAUAUCCCCCCUCAGGGUUGGAGCGGUGGCGCUAAUAGCGGACAGGCUGCUCUUCCAGUGGGUCCACCACCUCCUCCGGGAAAUGACAUAGGAAAUGAACCAGGAGGCGGACCAGUGCUUAAUCCCUAUCGUCGCAGGCGAAUUGUUUAUUGA
This is a messenger RNA of Necator americanus (New World hookworm), 1545 nucleotides long. RefSeq lists its product as uncharacterized. Lineage: Eukaryota; Metazoa; Nematoda; Chromadorea; Rhabditida; Ancylostomatidae. The coding region runs from base 1 to 1545 and encodes 514 amino acids. The transcript has 5 exons. The record is from RefSeq and is a predicted model, not a curated record.